AACCACAAAUCCUCUCAGAAUUUGAUCUGAAACUUCCGUUGCCAGUCAAAUCGGCCUCAUGUCUCGCAGGGAUACUUAACAUUCGUAUUGGCUGUAGUUUUGAAAUCGCAACAAUCUCUCAUAAGGAAGUUUGUAUGACCCCUGUUCUUCCAAAAAAAGAAGGCAUUACAAGCUCGCCUCCUCAUCUCCUGUCCUCUCCCUCCACCCCCAACCUGCGAAUCGCCCUAAAAACUCGCAAUGCGGAAACGAGAAAUCCCAAAAUGGAAAAGGAAAUUUCUCCUCAUGCGCCAUCCACCCCGACGCGUCUCCGCCGAUGAGCAAACGAGCAGAGAGAAAAGCGGGCGAGCCAAGGCAAGAGCGCGGCGAGGCAGAGGCGGCGGCGAUGGGGACGUACAAGUGCUGCAUCUUCUUCACGCGCAGGUUCGCGCUCAGCGACGCGUCCACGCCGGAGGAUGUGCGCACGCUCUUCUCCCGCUUCUCCAGCGGCGCGCCGUACAUGGGCGUCGACGAGCUCCGCCGCUACCUCGCCGCCACGGGGGGCGCCGACGGCGACAGCGGCGGCGAUGGCGACCUGGAGGCGGCGGAGCGGAUCAUUGACCGAGCCCUUCAGGGCCGCACCCGCACCCCGCGUUUCGGGAAGCCGUCCCUCACCGUCGACGACUUCCACAACUUCCUCUUCUCCGAGGACCUCAACCCUCCCAUCCGCCACCCCAAGGUCCAUCACGACAUGAGUGCACCAUUGUCCCACUAUUUCAUAUACACUGGACAUAACUCAUAUCUUACUGGCAAUCAACUUAGCAGUGACUGUAGUGACAUUCCCAUCAUCAAGGCGCUGCAAAUAGGUGUCCGUGUAAUUGAACUAGACAUGUGGCCCAAUUCUUCGAAAGAUGACAUUGAUAUUCUUCAUGGAAGGACACUGACUGCCCCAGUAUCACUUAUCAAAUGCUUGACAUCCAUCAAAGAAUAUGCCUUUGUCGCAUCUCCCUAUCCUGUUAUUAUAACAUUAGAAGACCACCUUACAUCUGAUCUUCAAGCAAAAGUAGCUAAGAUGGUCCUCGAAGUAUUUGGAGAUAUCCUGUACUAUCCUGAAUCAAAACAUCUUCAAGAAUUUCCUUCACCGGAAGCACUAAAGGGGCGUGUCAUUCUCUCAACGAAACCCCCAAAGGAGUAUCUUGAAGCAAAGGGUGGUACUAUGAAAGAGAGAGACAUCCAGCCACAAUUUAAAAAAGGAGAAAAUGAACAAUCAGCAUGGGGUAUAGAAGUCCCUGAUAUUCAGGAUGAGAUGCAAAAUGCUGACAAGAAUCAGGAGGAUCUAUUAUACCGUGAAAGAGAUGUGGAUGAAGAUGACGAGCAGAAAAUGCGCCAACAUGCACCCCUAGAGUAUAAACACCUUAUUACUAUCAAGGCAGGAAAACCAAAGGGUUCUCUAGUUGACGCCUUAAAAAGUGACCCAGAAAAGGUUAGGCGCCUCAGUUUGAGUGAGCAAGAACUUGCAAAAGUGGCCGCACGUCAUGGUCCCAACAUAGUGAGCUUCACACAAAGAAAUCUACUGAGAAUAUACCCAAAGGGGACUCGCUUCAAUUCAUCCAACUACAAUCCGUUUCUUGGCUGGGUGCAUGGGGCUCAAAUGGUGGCAUUCAAUAUGCAGGGCUAUGGAAGAGCCCUUUGGUUGAUGCAUGGGUUUUACAAAGCCAAUGGUGGCUGCGGCUAUGUGAAAAAACCAGAUUUCUUGAUGCAAACUUGUCCAGAUGGAAAGGUUUUCGACCCGAACGCAGACCUACCUGUGAAGACAACGCUGAAGGUCAAAGUGUACAUGGGCGAUGGUUGGCAGAACGACUUUAAGCAGACACAUUUUGAUUCCUAUUCCCCUCCAGAUUUCUAUGCAAAGGUGGGCAUCGCCGGAGUUCCGUUGGACUCUGUGAUGAGGAAGACGAGGGCCGUGGAGGAUAGCUGGGUGCCGGUGUGGGAGGAGGAGUUCACAUUCCCGCUGACCGUCCCGGAGAUCGCACUGCUCCGCGUGGAGGUGCACGAGUACGACGUGAACGAGGACGACUUCGGCGGGCAGUCCGUGCUGCCGGUGUCGGAGCUGCGGCCGGGGAUCCGCGCUAUGCCGCUCUUCGACCACAUGGGGAUGAAGUUCAAGAGCGUCAGACUCCUCGUGAGCUUCGAGUUCGUCUAGCCAGCCAGCCAACCUAUCCUGUAUUCCUGUCUUGGCAGACACGUAUGUUGUAUGUUAUCAUAUCAUGCGUGUGAUAUGAUGUCAGUUUGGUAGCUAGAUUAGAUUGAUUUCUCGCAGAUGUAAGAAAUUUUGACGGAUAGAAGAACCGCAAAAGGUUUUGAGUCUCA
Brachypodium distachyon (stiff brome) is the source of this 2346-nucleotide messenger RNA. Its product is annotated as phosphoinositide phospholipase C 2. Bases 314 to 2179 code for a protein of 621 amino acids. Gene Ontology annotation, molecular function: phosphatidylinositol-4,5-bisphosphate phospholipase C activity. The record is from RefSeq and is a predicted model, not a curated record. The transcript has 9 exons. NCBI's taxonomy places the organism in Eukaryota, Viridiplantae, Streptophyta, Magnoliopsida, Poales, Poaceae. Gene Ontology annotation, biological process: phosphatidylinositol-mediated signaling; lipid metabolic process.